AUGUCCUACCUGGCAGCUCCGAUGAGCAUGCCGAAUGUAAAUCCGGUCGAUCCUCUUCAUGUUCCUUUAUUACCGAGCGACGAAGGCGUCUUCAGUCAAAGUAUGGGCAGCCAUGCCGCGCUCAAACGCUUUCCAAACGGGUUCGAUGAUCCUUUCUCGGAUGCGAUGAGUGGGUAUGAACCACCUGUUCAAGCAGAUCAAGCGAACGGUCCGGAAAGUCCGUCCAUAGAGCAAGGACACAAAUUAUUAAGUUUCUCGUUACCAACGUACAACUGCGGUGUCCUCGACUAUACGUGUCGAGGCAUGACAAUGAACAUGUCCGCGCAGUUGCAUGGAAUGUUCUUCCUAGCCGAGUCUCCGUGGGCGCAGCCUGGGGAAGCAGGUCCACAGCCUACCGAGCUGACCUGCUAUCGGCGGAAUUUAUUUCAAAUCACCGGCAGCAUUACGCUUCCGAGGGGUCUACGGUACGCGGUCACGGAGCAGGGUGAGCGAGUGCAGAUUAUAGGGCAGGAGUUGUCCGUUUCCGCAACCGAGUCGGUGGAAGGGAACCCAGUCAAGAUCAUAUCCGUCCCAUGGAAGACGCCGGCAUCCGCCAAUCCUUCAGUUGUUGAAGAUAAGACCGAGAAAGAGCCUCAAUCAAUACCAUUAGACCUCAUGGCAGGCCAAGAAAUCGACGCGGACUUUGUCUCCUUCCCUAUCGCCUGGAAACGUCUCCAAUUCCGCAUCGCGACAGCCAACAACGGUCGACGGAAAGAACUUCAGCAACACUUUGUUGUGCACCUGAAGGUCAUCGCAACAUUAUCCACCGGCGCUCGCAUCAGUCUCUGCGAAGUCCGGUCUGGCGCCAUCAUCGUCCGCGGCCGCUCACCGCGAAACUUUCAAUCGCGCAAAGACUUCCCCAUCGGUACCUCUGCUGCCGCCAGCGCUGCUCGGAAAGCUCACAGCCAGGCAGGCGCUGCGUCGAGCAGUCAUCACCAACAACCUUCUCACGCCGAUACUGUUGAAUCUACUGGCAGUAUAACCAGUACCCAACAACAUCAACCGACCCACACUCGUCCUCCCAAUCACCUCUCCCUUCCACAAAAUCAAAAUCCUAGUCUCCCUUUCCAGUACGACCCAAACGGUACCCCCAAUCUCCAAAUCACACCGGAAUUUUUCGAAUGGAAGACCAUGCUGGCCUCCAGCGGUGGCGCCAUGACUGCCCUCCCUCCUGACGUCCCUGCCUUCUGUCACCACAACGCCGAAGCAGUCUACGCACGCUCAUCCCCCGACCUUCUACGCUACAACCUACCCCGCGGCAUGUCACACCUAAAUACUCCGAUCAAACUCAGCCUCGACGACGAAGCCGACGGAGCGACCGACGGACGGAGCACUUCCAUCAAGUCCCCACUAAACCUAUCCUCAGGAGUUCUCAAACAGCAAUUACAUUCCCAACAUCACAGCCAAGCGCAGAUGCAAGCCAACAUCCACACCACAUCGGGGCAGAAGCCACCGAAACUCGCCCGCGCCCCGUCAUUUUCGUUGAAUCACCUGUCAUCGCCGGACGAGUCGGCCGAUCUGCUGUACGAGUAUUUCCCGCUGGGCCUGGACGAUUGGAUGCCGCCGGUGGACGCGGUGUACCGGCCGCAUGUGGUGCAUCACACGAACUUACCGCCCGAGAUGAAGACGGUGGGGAGGAGCGUGAGAAGUAAGAGGUAUUUUUCGGAAGAUGUGGCGAGCUGA
Molecule: messenger RNA, 1722 nt
Organism: Eremomyces bilateralis CBS 781.70
Lineage: Eukaryota; Fungi; Ascomycota; Dothideomycetes; Eremomycetales; Eremomycetaceae
Product: p53-like transcription factor
Exons: 2
Coding region: 1-1722 (573 amino acids)
Biological process (GO): meiotic cell cycle; positive regulation of transcription by RNA polymerase II
Cellular component (GO): nuclear chromosome
Molecular function (GO): DNA binding; DNA-binding transcription factor activity
Source: RefSeq, a predicted model, not a curated record